This is a messenger RNA of Pistacia vera, 951 nucleotides long. RefSeq names its product organelle RRM domain-containing protein 1, chloroplastic-like. The record is from RefSeq and is a predicted model, not a curated record. Gene Ontology annotation, molecular function: RNA binding. Gene Ontology annotation, cellular component: ribonucleoprotein complex. The transcript is spliced from 5 exons. The coding region runs from base 72 to 491 and encodes 139 amino acids. Lineage: Eukaryota; Viridiplantae; Streptophyta; Magnoliopsida; Sapindales; Anacardiaceae.
GUUAUGAGAGUAAUUUUGGCCUUCUCCCUCAGUCCCUCUACAGCUUGGUUUUGACUUUUGAGGGCUUUGGAAUGGCACUGUUCCAACCCUUUCUUCAAUCCCUCAAACCCUCGGCAAUUCCAACACUCUUUCUCUCAAAAACCCAAAUUUCCAUAAUAAUAACUCACAACACUUCUUCAGUAUCAGUUUCUGUUUCACCCACUAGCCGCUACCCAUCUCUUAAGAGGUCUUGCUCUGCCACAAACUCUACCUCUUCAAUGGAAUCAGACGCUUCUUCUUCAACUGGGGUUUUCAUCAAAGGACUGCCGGAAUCAACGACGGAGGGACGCUUGAAGAAGGCGUUUUCACAAUUUGGGGAAGUUGUUCAAGUUAAAAUUGUUGUAGAGAAAAAGUUUAAGCAGUCUUUAGGAUCUGCAUUUGUUUGGUUCACAAAAAAAGAUUCUGCCAAAUUGGCCAUCAAAGAAAUGAACGGCGAGGUUUAUCCUGGUUAAGAUUGCAGAGCCAGGGUUGUCAAAAAGUAAAGGGAGGGUAACACCCUACAAGUUCUAGUUCAGUUUCCUUAGUACUUUUGUUGCCGAAGAAGUAGAGAAGCAUAUGUGGAGUAGCUAAUGUAAAUAUAUGAGUCAUCUAAACUAAGAUCAGGUAAUACUUGAUGAAGUUUUGGGAUGCCAAUUCUAGUACGGUGGAACAGUAAAUGCAUUUUCAGCAUUUUUAGUUCCUUUUGAGGUUCUGUAAUUUUAUUUUAUUUUUCCUUUUGCCAUCUCUCUUUGCAUAAAGUGAUGGUUCCAUUGAAGGUAAGAUACUUGAAGAAAUCAUUAAUUUGAUGGCAACUUCAACUUCUGUAGCUUAGGCCAAGACCUUGAAAGCAUGGAAGAGGUAAAUUUUCUUUUGUUUGUUGGAGAUGUUAUUUUAUUCAUUUGUUACCGAGGAAUUGAGACUUGAUUUUUUUAA